This is a messenger RNA of Ambispora leptoticha, 897 nucleotides long. The record is from the annotation of a GenBank genome assembly. NCBI's taxonomy places the organism in Eukaryota, Fungi, Glomeromycota, Glomeromycetes, Archaeosporales, Ambisporaceae.
AUGGUCUAUACUCGUGCUCAAAAACGCUCACUUGACACACCAGAACAACCAACAAGCAAGCGCAAAUCCACCACAAAAAACAAAAAUUUCCCUAGUCUUUUCGAACCGCCUAAAAUUCUCAUUGACUCGACAGAUCUCUCGAAAAACGCGGAAAUUAAUAAUUUGCUUCUUGAAAAGGCAAAUAUAAAUAAUGUGCAACAACUAGAGAGGUACUUUCGUGUAGAGAAGUAUGGAAAAGGUGAUGUGUUUCUGGGUGCCAAAGUACCAGAUAUUAGGAAAAUAUCAACUUUAGUUGGAGAGUUGAACUUUAAUCUAUUACGUGAACUUUUGCAAAGCUCAGUCCACGAGAAAAGGUUACUGGCCUUGGUAAAUUUGGUGAAGCAAUAUCAAAAAAGUCAUAUGGAUCCUAAUCUCGAUAUAAUUAACAAGGACAAUAUAUUCAAGUUCUAUAUGGAGAUGAGAGAAGGAAUUGAUAAUUGGGAUUUGGUUGAUACCUCUGCUAGUCAAAUAGUGGGUGUUCAUCUUUACCAUGAGAGCGAGGAUUUUAAAAAUCAAUGGAUCUAUGAAACCUUGGCAGCAUCACCUCGAUUAUGGGAUCGGCGAAUAGCAAUAGUGGCGACACGUUACUUUGUAAAACAAAAGAAAUUUAACGACACUUUAAAACUGGCAGAGAUGUUUAUUGAAGAUUCAGAGGAACUUGUACAUAAAGCAACCGGCUGGGUUCUAAGAGAGUAUGGAGACCAGAGCAUUUCAGGAUUGUAUCAGUUUUUAAGUAAAAAUGCUGCAUAUAUGCCUAGAGUUAUGUUUGAUCAGUGUGUUCGAAAUAUUCCGGUAACAAUGAAAUCAGAGUAUCGCAAAUUGCGUAUUAAAAAAUCUAAUAAGGAAACAGUACCAUGA